AUGGCUAGACAAUAUGACGAAAGCGUAAAGACUGGACUACGGUCUAAAUUGACUUCAUAUGGCGAUGACGAGUUCUCACUAUUUCUGCGGAAAGCUUUUAUCAAAGGAGCGGGUUACACUGACGAUGCGCUUGAGCGUCCUAUUAUCGGCCUCAUCGACACGUCUUCAGGGUUCAAUCCUUGCCAUGGCAAUGUCCCCGCUCUUCUUCAGGCCGUGGAACGUAGUGUAUUAUUGGCAGGUGCACUGCCUGUGAAGUUCCCGACGAUAAGCCUACAUGAGAGUUUUGCGAGUCCGACGAGUAUGUACUUGCGAAAUUUGAUGUCGGUCGAUACGGAGGAGAUGAUCAAGGCUCAGCCGAUGGACGGAGUUGUACUGAUCGGAGGUUGCGACAAAACUGUUCCUGCGCAACUCAUGGGUGCGAUCUCCGCAAACAUUCCGUGCAUCUCGCUCGUUACGGGGCCUAUGCUUACGGGUUCCUACGAAGGGAGACGUGUCGGUGCUUGUACAGACUGCAGAAGCUACUGGAAAGACUACCGUGCUGGCAUUAUUGACAUUGAAGAUAUUACGAGGGUGAACGACGAACUUGUUCCUUCCGUCGGAACUUGUGGUGUCAUGGGAACGGCGUCUACAAUGGCUUGUCUCCUCGAAGCCCUCGGAAUGGCACCACUUGGUUCCGCAACGGCCACUGCACCUUCUUCUGCUCGAUUACGCAUAGCAGCACAGGUAGGUUCACUGAUUGUACGCAAUUCUCUCGCAUCCGAGGCACCUUUGCGUCCCCAAGACAUCCUCUCGCGAGAGUCAUUUGAGAAUGCAAUUACAGUCCUACACGCAAUCGGAGGCUCGACAAACGCCAUAGUUCACCUCCUUGCAAUAGCGGGGCGCAUUCCAGGUCUAGGACCGACAGAACUGAAUGGAAUUACUUUGGACGUUAUAGAUGAAAUUGGGAAGCGGACUCCGCUGCUUGUAGAUUUGAAGCCAAGCGGCGAUGGGUAUAUGGAAGAUUUCCAUCGUGCGGGUGGUGUACCUGCGCUUCUUUCUGUCCUGGCGAAAGGAAACCUCCUUCAUCUCGACGCACGCACGGUUGAGGCACUUACACUAGGAGCAGCGCUUGCUGGACACCCUGCUGCACAGCGCCAUGGAUUAUUCCAGCAAAGUAUCAUUCGUCCACUCUCCGAUCCUAUAUACCCAUGUGCAGCGCUUGUGGUUCUACGCGGGAACCUGGCGCCAAGUGGAUGUGUACUCAAGGCCUCAGCUGCAUCGUCGAACCUUCUCAAACAUCGUGGACCUGUACUCAUCUUUCGCUCUGCAGCGGACCUCGCUGCGCGUAUUGACUCGCCUGACCUGCCAGUUACUCCCGAAACGCUGCUUGUGAUGCAAGGAACGGGUCCAGUAGGACAUCCUGGUAUGCCUGAGGCAGGACUUAUACCGAUUCCGAAGAAGCUUGCGGCACAAGGAGUGAAAGAUAUGCUACGCGUGAGUGAUGCGAGAAUGAGCGGAACUGCACAAGGAACGGUAGUGUUACAUGUUACGCCUGAGGCGGCUGUUGGUGGUCCUCUUGCCCUUGUACAUGAUGGAGAUAUCGUUGGCAUAGAUGUUGAAGAAAGGAAGAUAUGGAUGGAGGUCAGUGAUGAGGAACUGGAAGAAAGGAAACGGAAGUGGGAUGAGCGUAAUGCAAAGAUACGUAAAAUGAAAAAGAGGGGAUACGGUGGACUCUAUGAGAGAACGGUAUUACAAGCAGAUUUAGGUGCCGACUUCGACUGGCUCACAGCAACUUAUGAAAGAGAAUCAGAAACAUAG
This is a messenger RNA of Fomitiporia mediterranea MF3/22, 1797 nucleotides long. Its product is annotated as dihydroxy-acid and 6-phosphogluconate dehydratase. The coding region runs from base 1 to 1797 and encodes 598 amino acids. The transcript has 6 exons. The record is from RefSeq and is a predicted model, not a curated record. Lineage: Eukaryota; Fungi; Basidiomycota; Agaricomycetes; Hymenochaetales; Hymenochaetaceae. Gene Ontology annotation, molecular function: hydro-lyase activity.